Messenger RNA from Prionailurus viverrinus (fishing cat), 3261 nucleotides. RefSeq lists its product as uncharacterized. NCBI's taxonomy places the organism in Eukaryota, Metazoa, Chordata, Mammalia, Carnivora, Felidae. The coding region runs from base 17 to 1150 and encodes 377 amino acids. The transcript is spliced from 4 exons. The record is from RefSeq and is a predicted model, not a curated record.
ACGAGGGUGAGGGGUAAUGUCUGUGGAGAAAGGGGUUCCGUUAGACUAUUCGCUCUGGGGUAUGAGGGAUGUGCGGGGUAAGCAGCCCAGAGCAGUGAGGGGACGCGGCAAGGCCCGAGGCCAGGCCCGGGGUCACGGGCGGUCGCACCUGGAGCCAGGAAGCAGAGGGGCGCAGAUUCAGCGAGAAAAAUUGUGGGUGCCCUGGAACGGGCUCAUUGUGAUCGGGAAGAGAAUGGAGCUCCUGGGUAGAAAUACACAAAAGCCUAGGAUGUGGGGCCCCAAGCUUGACUCUGAGAGCUGGAGACUGGACGGUGUGGAAAAGAGGGUCUUGAAAGAGAAGUCAGGCCAGAGUCAGGAAAGGAUGGAUGUGAAGCUACUGCCCAAUGUAGCAGGUGCAUCACAGGCUUCAGCAGGUUUGGGGAAAAACAGCCCAAGGGAGAUGUGGGGAAAGCAAGAAAUCAGAGGCAAAAUAGGCGCUGAAUCUGAAAGUGCAGGCACUACAGCAGGGUCUAGGAUGGGGUCUGGUUUUAAAGACAGGUUGAAGGUUACUGGGGUACGGACCAGCGGAGAGGACUUGAGAUCCAGGGGAUAUACACUAGGGCAGAAUGAGGAGGAGCUGAGGUCCGGUGGAGAGAAGUUGAGGUCAAGUAGAGAGAGGCUGAGGUCAAGUGGAGAGAAGUUGAGGUCAAGUAGAGAGAGGCUGAGGUCAAGUGGAGAGAAGCUGAGGUCAAGUGGAGAGAAGCUGAGUCUGAGUGGAGGGAAGCUGAGUCUGACUGGAGAGAAGCUGGGGUCAAGUGGAGAGAACCAGGGAUCCCGGGGAGAGAAGCUGGGAGCUAGUGGAGAGGAUUUGAGAUCCACUGGAGAUAAACUGCAGUCAAGUGCAGAAAAGCUGGGGCCUAGUGGAGAGAAGCUGGAGGAUUCAGGAAUGGGGAGCAUAAAUGAAGAGAGUAUUGAAAGGUUGAUAGAAGUUACUGGUGCUGAGAUGGAAAUUCCUGUUGAAAGAGUGGAAGGGAAUGAUGAGCUCGAAGGGGCUAAGGAGGCGGGAGUGGAGGAGGAUGUCUUGGAUGGGGUGAAUGAUAUUGCUGAUGAAUCUGUUUCCGUGGAAGAGAAAGAGGUUAUAGGUGAAGGUAGUGGUGAAGGAGGCAGGUGAAGGACUGAAGCUAAAGAAAGAAAGGGAAGCAGAUAGCGGAAGUGUUGCAAGUCAAAAAGGAGACAUUAGAGCCAAGCAGAGCAUUAUUGACCCUGAAGAAGUAAACACGAGAGAGGAAAGGAGAGCACGGGAAUGAAGAGCUUCUGGGGUUGAAGGUGGAGGCCAGGGCCAAUGGAAACAAAGAAGGGUGAGAAAAAGGGAAAUGGGAACAUUUUGAGGAGGAAGGAAAGAUCUGAAAAUGUGUUGAGAAGUCGAGGACAAGUGGAGAUUGGUUUCUUGGAGAAGAGCUGUGACUUGUAGGGAAAUGUCUGAGACGGGGAUUUGGGACGGGCUAGAAGAUUUCGUUUAAUGUGUGAUUGGGUUUACGAGAUCCAGAGGAGUGCAUAGUGAGAAAAAUGGAAACUUACGGAAGGACAAAGGAUAGGGAAUGGAGGUUGUGAAGGAAGAAGCAAGCUGGAGCGAGCAAAGAAAACUUCUCAAAGAGGAUCCUGAAGAAGAACGAAGGGCUCCAGAGUGACCAAGGCAAGAGCAAAGAAAAUGAGGGAAGAAAAAAAAAAAAAUCUCUGCCUUCCCAAGAUCAUCUGCUCCUAGCCUCGUCUGGUGAUGCUCUGAGCACCGAGAAGUUGUCGCCUCUCUUAAAGGAGGCCCACACAGGCACGAGGUCAGGACAGUUGUGUGGGGCUCUCCAACUGCACUGCACAAUAUAUAAAUGACGAAGGAAAUAAUCAGGCCUGUUCUUUGGAUGGAUUACAUUUUCUCCUGGGACACCAGAUGCAUUCCACUGAGGCCACAGAAAGGAAAAGGAUUGAGACGCCACGACAAACGGAGGCCACCUUGAGGAGGGCCACGUACAGGCAGUGCGGGACAAAAGUGAACGGUCACAGUUCCUGAAAUCAGCACCAGGUGAAAGGAAAUCUCAAUCGUGCCAUGGAAAACAGCAGAUGUCGUAAGCUGCACUCGGAGACACGGGUUCAAAUGAGAAAGAGAGCUGACGUCAGAGUUGUAGGAGUUUGACUCCUAAUCUGUGUUGUUUGUAGUGACACCAGACAGUUUCCCCUCACGCCACCUGAUUCAGGAACUGGAAGAAGGCAGCCGCUGCGGCUGGGCUGGAAUGUCUCAGGCCACCGAGCACCAUUCUGGGAGGGCCCCUGGGUCUCAGAGUUCACUGUCCACCUCAAAAGGGUCGUCUGUUCUGUUAGACCACACCACCACUCUCGAGAGGCCAGCCCCGCAAGCUUUCCCCCGGGGGGUUAGACGUGAGUGCGCAGGUUCGAGGUACAGAUCAAUCCGGUCUCUGGAGCCGUUCCUACACAGAUUACACCGGCUCCUGAGGUCACACUGCUGUGCCUUGGACUCUGACCCCUGCCUAGAACAUUCUUCUUCCUCCUCUCCUCCCUCCUCAGAGACUCCCUACCCCUGAGGUGCACACCCAGGGUGGGACCCGGGCGCGUGCGUUGCGGCCAAUUCUUCCGUUUGACCAAUUCUUCCAUUCUUAUCCGCGUCACUCGGAAUCCGCUGUUCCUUAUUGAUGUCAUGUCGGUACUAGGUACUCAGCACCAUGCUGACAGCCAGGGACACAACAGACGGGUGCCCUGCUCCUGGGGACAAGAGGAGCAUGCAGGGACUCGCUCGUGAGCAAGGUGGCACUUGUCACAGGACUCGAACAACUGGUGUUUUAUCCCAGCCACAUUAUAAUUUCAUUUCUGCGGUGAGGCCUAGAAAGCCUAGGCGCCCCAGAAGAUCAGCCAGGCGCCUGGUAAAAUUCUGCUUCUUCCUUCAUUUACCAAAUAUUUGCUAAACACCCAUUACUUGUCAGGCGCUGUGCGGGAUGUCAGGAUUAUGACAGAGGACAGAACUGACACAUUUGUCACUUGGAACUUGCGCUGUCACAGAAGGUGACAGAAAAAAAAAAAACAAAACUGUGUCCAUAUGUAACCUGAGCUAAGAAUUUUGGAGAAAAACCAAGCAGGGCAAGGGAGAGAGAAUGACCUGAGGCAGCAGUGAGGGGCCUGUGCUUUCAGACACAGUAUGUAGGAAGGCCUUUCCGAUGAGGUGACUCCUGAAGCAGGGCCCAGAAGGAGGGGAGGGAGAAGCAGCUGUUUGGAGGAAGU